Carica papaya (papaya) is the source of this 1644-nucleotide messenger RNA. Lineage: Eukaryota; Viridiplantae; Streptophyta; Magnoliopsida; Brassicales; Caricaceae. The record is from RefSeq and is a predicted model, not a curated record.
AGGAAAACAGUAGGUCCUUUAGGGUUUGUUUGUUCCAGAAAGAGAAGAGGGGAGAAACGAGAGAGGCGAUCGGCGAAAGAAGAGAGAGAGCUGCACUGAAAAAGAGAGAAAAGCACCAGAAACGAUAGAGAGAGCGAUGCAUAGAGGAAAUGGAAGAAGAUAGAAAGAUAGAAAGAUAGAAGAGGGACACGUGUCUGAGCUACGACGCGAAGGAGAGAGAUAGAAAGAAGAAAACUCAGGGGAAAAGGAGCGGAUAGCUGAAAGGAGUGGUUCCCAAAAAGUUAGAUAGGGAGAGGCUUAGGGAAGGGAUUGUGAAAGUCCCAAGGAAAAUACCAGGAGAAUUUCCUGUCUGGACCUCGGUAGGUAGGGCACUUUGUUUCUUACUUUAUGAUGGCAAGCAGCAGAUCAGAUCCGGAUGUUGAUGAUGAUUUUAGUGAAAUUUACAAGGAAUACACUGGUCCUCCUAGGUCCAUCAUUGGCAAUGCUCAAGAGAGGGUAAAAGCAAACAAGCGCUCUCAUGCUGGUUCUGAUGAGGAAGAGGAAUCUCGUGAUCCAAAUGCUGUUCCAACAGAUUUUACUAGCCGGGAAGCCAAGGUUUGGGAGGCUAAAUCAAAGGCGACGGAGAGAAAUUGGAAGAAGAGGAAAGAAGAGGAAAUGAUUUGCAAAAUAUGUGGAGAAUCAGGUCAUUUCACUCAGGGUUGUCCAACUACUCUUGGAGCGAAUCGCAAGUCUCAAGAUUUCUUUGAAAGGGUGCCUGCUAGAGAAAAGCAUAUCAAAGCACUUUUCCCAGAGAAAGUGAUACACAGGAUUGAAAAGGAUAUUGGCUGCAGAAUAAAAAUGGAGGAGAAAUUUAUAAUUGUUAGUGGAAAGGAUAGGUUGAUUUUGGCCAAAGGCGUAGAUGCUGUGCACAAAGUCAUUAAAGAGGAAGGUGACCGUAAGGGUUCCUUCAGUUCUCAUAGGAGCAGAUCUAGGUCACCUGAGCGAAGUCCUGCUGGUUCGCGGUUUCGCCGGUCUGAAUCUCAAAGAUCUUAUCCGGGUGUUCAUGCAUCAAAUUUUCAACAGAGAUUUGGUAGGCAAGAUAAGGUCCUGGAAGACCGCAUCCAUGAGGAUCUUCAGAGAUUUGGCAGGCAAGAUAAGGUCAUGGAUGACCGUGUCCAUGAGGAUCUUCAGAAGUUUCCAAGAGUUUCUCCUCCACAAGCAAGAGCUUAUGGUAAUGAUGGGGCUAGAGGCCGUUCCAGUCAUUCUAAAUCUCCUGGGCAUCCUCAUUACACUGGCAACUCAUAUAGUUCAUAUGAUGGGCAUAGCUCGAGCAUGGGUGGUUAUAGAACAGAGAGAUGGGAUUCUGAGAGACGUGGAUCUGAUGUCCAACUGGGCCAUCAAUUUGAACACACCACCUUCCCACAAACAUUAGAAGAACUAGAAUUGGAGUAUAAGAGGGAGGCAAUGGAUCUAGAAAGGAUUCGUGACAAGGAAGAGGAUGAAGAGAAUUACAAGCACCGUGAGGUACGUAUCCUGGGAGAUAUAGGACAAUCUAGCUGGCUUGUCAAAAUGUUCUUAUCUUUUGUGAAAUAUGCUGGGCAUGUGGGACCCUGUGAACUCCAAGCACAGUUGUAGCUACCAAGCAAAUUAAGAAUAAUUUGGAUC